AUGAGCAGAAAAACACGUCGCUGGAUUUUUCAUAUUUUUCUCUGCUUGGGGAUUGUCUAUUUAAAAAUUGGGGGCUUCUCCUCCGUGGUUGCUCUGGGAGCGAGUAUUAUCUGUAACAAAAUUCCUGGUUUGGCCCCUCGUCAAAGGACUAUCUGUCAAAGCCGGCCCGACGCUAUCAUAGUCAUUGGAGAGGGAGCACAAAUGGGAAUCAACGAGUGCCAGUUUCAGUUCAAACACGGACGGUGGAACUGCUCAGCCUUGGGGGAAAGAACUGUCUUUGGAAAAGAGUUGAAAGUGGGCAGUAAGGAGGCUGCUUUCACCUACGCCAUCAUCGCAGCCGGGGUGGCCCAUGCCAUCACGGCAGCGUGCACUCAGGGUACCCUGAACGGCUGCGGCUGCGAUAAGGAGAAACAAGGCUUCUAUAACCAGGAGGAAGGCUGGAAGUGGGGAGGGUGCUCGGCAGACAUUCGCUAUGGCCUUGGAUUCUCAAAAGUGUUUGUGGAUGCCCGAGAGAUCAAGCAGAAUGCCAGGACGCUCAUGAAUCUCCACAACAAUGAAGUGGGACGAAAGGUGUUGGAGAAGAACAUGAGACUGGAGUGUAAGUGUCACGGUGUGUCCGGUUCCUGCACCACUAAGACCUGCUGGACCACGCUGCCUAAGUUCCGCCAGCUUGGCUACAUCCUCAAGGACAAGUACAACCAGGCUGUGCACGUUGAGCCAGUGAGAGCUAGUCGCAACAAACGCCCUACCUUCCUGAAGAUCAAGAAGCCCUACUCCUACCGCAAACCUAUGGACACUGACUUGGUGUAUAUUGAAAAAUCGCCCAACUACUGCGAGGCAGAUCCUGUGACGGGGAGCAUGGGGACGCAAGGAAGAAUCUGUAACAAGACAGCCCAGCAAAGCAACAGCUGUGAUCUGAUGUGCUGUGGGCGUGGGUACAACACCCAUCAGUAUUCGCGUGUGUGGCAGUGCAACUGCAAGUUCCUCUGGUGUUGCUAUGUCAAGUGCAAUACUUGCAGUGAGAGGACAGAGGUGUACACAUGUAAAUGA
This is a messenger RNA of Chanos chanos (milkfish), 1050 nucleotides long. RefSeq names its product wingless-type MMTV integration site family, member 7Aa (gene wnt7aa). The record is from RefSeq and is a predicted model, not a curated record. Gene Ontology annotation, cellular component: extracellular region. Gene Ontology annotation, molecular function: cytokine activity; frizzled binding. Bases 1 to 1050 code for a protein of 349 amino acids. Gene Ontology annotation, biological process: cell fate commitment; canonical Wnt signaling pathway; neuron differentiation. The transcript is spliced from 4 exons. Lineage: Eukaryota; Metazoa; Chordata; Actinopteri; Gonorynchiformes; Chanidae.